Molecule: messenger RNA, 1883 nt
Organism: Salvia hispanica
Lineage: Eukaryota; Viridiplantae; Streptophyta; Magnoliopsida; Lamiales; Lamiaceae
Source: RefSeq, a predicted model, not a curated record
UGUUACUUGUUUAAACUUGUGAAACAGAUAUUGAUUCUGGAUGAAGCUGAUCGGUUGUUAGACAUGGGAUUCCAGAAACAGGUAAGUUCAAUCAUAUCUCGCUUACCAAAGCUUCGGAGGACCGGCCUUUUUUCAGCUACUCAAACUGAAGCAGUUGAAGAGCUAGCCAGAGCAGGAUUAAGGAAUCCUGUGAGGGUAGAAGUGCGAUCCGAAAUAAAAAGACCAAAGGAUGUAACCUCUUCACAGCAAAUUGCCUCUUCUAAAACUCCUUCAGGGCUCCAAAUGCAGUAUUUUCAGUGUGAAGCAGACCAGAAACCUCAACAGCUCAUUGAUCUUCUCCUAAAAAACAAAGCCCAGAAAAUAAUUAUCUAUUUCAUGACUUGUGCCUGUGUUGAUUACUGGGGAGCUGUACUUCCACGACUUUCCUUAUUGAAAGGAUUCUCUCUGAUCCCUCUUCAUGGAAAGAUGAAGCAGGCUGCAAGGGAGAAGGCAUUAUCAUCAUUUACAUCUCUUUCAAGCGGCAUUCUUCUUUGCACUGAUGUAGCAGCCCGAGGGCUUGACAUUCCUGGUGUUGACUGCAUUAUACAGUAUGACCCCCCACAGGAUCCUAAUGUGUUCAUACACAGAGUUGGCCGAACUGCCCGAAUGGGACGACAAGGAACUGCUAUUGUGUUCUUGUUACCAAAGGAGGAGGCAUACAUUGAAUUCCUCAGGAUAAGGAGAGUUCCACUCGAAGAGAGACAAUGUUCGGAUGAGGCUCCCGAUAUCAUACCCCAGAUACGUUUAGCAGCCAAAAAGGACCGUGAAAUUAUGGAGAAAGGAGUCAAGGCCUUUGUAUCUUAUGUUCGUGCUUAUAAAGAACACCAAUGUUCUUUUAUCUUCAGGUGGAAAGAUCUUGAAAUCGGGAAGUUGGGGAUGGGAUAUGGACUGUUGCAGCUCCCAGCGAUGCCUGAAGUAAGGCACUACUCUCUAUCCACCCAAGGUUUUGUUCCCGUUGAAGAUAUAAAACUGGAGGAUAUCAAGUACAAAGAAAAGUCUCGGGAGAAGCAAAGGAAGAAAAACCUGGUAGCGAAACAGGCUGCAAAAGAGCAAAAAAAGCAGCAGUCAAAAGCAACGACGAAAGCUUCUAGCUCUGUGGCCACAAGUAAGAAAACAGCCAAACAGAGACGAGCAGUUCAAUCAACAGAUGAUGCAGAUGAGUUAGAACGGGAUUAUCGCCUCCUGAAGAAAUUGAAAAAAGGUAGGAUCGAUGAAAAUGAAUUUGCAAAAUUAACUGGAACAGAGGAAUUAUGAUACUGGGAAUAGGAAGGGGUUGUUGCGCGAACAGCUACAUACGAAUAGUAAGAUGAUGACGCGGUUUCGUUGAGAUGAGGUGACAAGAUUAACAAUAUUUGCAAAAGAGGUUGCGCGAACAGCUACAUAUGAAUAGUAAGAUGAUUACAUCAUAUCUGAACAACGUGGUUUCGUUGAGAUGAGGUGACAAGAUUAACAAUAUUUGCAAAAGGGGUUGUUGCGCGAACAGCUACAUACGAAUAGUAAGAUGAUUACAUCAUAUCUGAACAAUGCGGUUUCGUUGAGAUGAGGUGACAAGAUUAACAAUAUUUGCAAAAGGGGUUGUUGCGUGAACAGUUACAUACGAAUAGUAAGAUGAUAUUACAUCAUAUCUGAACAACACGGUUUCGUUGAGAUGAGGUGACAAGAUUAACAAUAUUUGCAACUGGUGUCAGCUUUGUUUUGUUGAUGGUUUGUAUCCAGUCAUUAGCGGUUCAACUUGAGCUGAUAGUUUUUGUAGGAAUACUUCCAUAGACGUCGGAUUUCAUGUAUCUUAGUUUGUAAUUUAGUUGAGAAUGGUCAUCUAUUUUUUACUGCAUGCUUUAGUUUUU